Molecule: messenger RNA, 231 nt
Organism: Funneliformis mosseae
Lineage: Eukaryota; Fungi; Glomeromycota; Glomeromycetes; Glomerales; Glomeraceae
Source: the annotation of a GenBank genome assembly
AUGAUUAUAAAAAUACAGAAGUUCCCUCACUGUAACAAAAACAUUGAACAAGAUUUAAGAGAAUUAAUUAGCAAACCAUUAAGAAAACAGUUUAUGAAUAUUUGUUUUCAACACAAUCUUAUGCAUGACUAUAAUUGGAAAGAAAAGGAGAAUUUGGAAGAAGUUGUAGAGAGAAUUGUAAUAGACCAUUUUGAAAGCACUGAGUUAGCUACUGACUUGUUAAAAGAUUAA